AUGGAUGUAGCAAUUCAUGAUGCGCACGACCGAUUUCUAAGACAGUGGCACGAUCGACGUUCCUGGAUGAUCAUUUACACAGCAGCUAUCAGCGAAUGCGAGGAUCAAAAAAAAGCCGCGUGGGCUGCGCUGGAAGCCGUCGAAUGGACCAAUGGCUUGGGAUUGGAUGUGGCCUUUGGACCGGCCUGUGAUUAUGCACUUGCAACAACCAGCCGCAUACUGAGCUAUAGCAGAGUAUCAAUUUUUACGUCAGCGGGUUUCUCGGAAUGGUUUCGUGACAAACAAAAUAACGCGGAGCUACUCACCAGAGUUGGACCAUUACAGGUCUGUUCUUUAUUUUCUUAG
Gongylonema pulchrum is the source of this 345-nucleotide messenger RNA. NCBI's taxonomy places the organism in Eukaryota, Metazoa, Nematoda, Chromadorea, Rhabditida, Gongylonematidae. The record is from the annotation of a GenBank genome assembly.